UGAUCGAGCCAUGGCCUUCCUGUGGAUCCUUUCCUGUCUCGCCUUUGCUGGCACUGCCUACGGCUGCGGCACCCCCGCCAUCCCCCCUGUCAUCACCGGUUACUCUCGUAUUGUGAAUGGUGAGGAGGCGGUGCCUCACUCCUGGCCCUGGCAGGUGUCUCUGCAGGAUUACACCGGAUUCCACUUCUGUGGAGGGUCCCUCAUCAACGAGAACUGGGUGGUGACCGCCGCCCACUGCAACGUCAGGACGUCCCAUCGCGUGAUCCUCGGAGAACAUGAUCGCUCGUCCAAUGCUGAGGCCAUCCAGGUGAUGAACGUUGGCAAGGUGUUCAAACACCCACAGUACAACAGCUACACCAUCAACAACGACAUCCUGCUCAUCAAGCUGGCGAGCCCCGCCCAGCUCAACGUGCGUGUUUCUCCUGUGUGCGUGGCCGAGACCGGAGACAACUUCCCUGGAGGCAUGAAGUGCGUGACGUCCGGCUGGGGUCUGACCCGUUACAACGCCCCUGACACCCCCGCCCGCCUGCAGCAGGCCACCCUGCCCCUCCUGACCAACUCGAACUGCAGCAGUUACUGGGGCAACAAGAUCACCAGCCUGAUGAUCUGCGCCGGCGCCUCUGGAGCCUCCUCCUGCAUGGGUGACUCUGGUGGUCCUCUGGUGUGCCAGAAGGGCGGAGCCUGGACUCUGGUGGGCAUCGUGUCCUGGGGCAGUGGAACCUGCACCCCCACCAUGCCCGGUGUGUACGCUCGCGUCACCGAGCUGCGAGCCUGGAUGGACCAGACCAUCGCUGCCAACUGAGCGUGCUCAGAAGAACACAUCCGUUUUCUCCUGAUUCUCAAUAAAACCCUGAAACUAUGA
Messenger RNA from Melanotaenia boesemani (Boeseman's rainbowfish), 862 nucleotides. It is a transcript of the gene ctrb.2, whose product is annotated as chymotrypsinogen B, tandem duplicate 2. The transcript is spliced from 7 exons. Gene Ontology annotation, biological process: proteolysis. Bases 11 to 802 code for a protein of 263 amino acids. The record is from RefSeq and is a predicted model, not a curated record. NCBI's taxonomy places the organism in Eukaryota, Metazoa, Chordata, Actinopteri, Atheriniformes, Melanotaeniidae. Gene Ontology annotation, molecular function: serine-type endopeptidase activity.